This is a messenger RNA of Sphenostylis stenocarpa, 453 nucleotides long. The record is from the annotation of a GenBank genome assembly. NCBI's taxonomy places the organism in Eukaryota, Viridiplantae, Streptophyta, Magnoliopsida, Fabales, Fabaceae.
AUGGAGAGCCCAAUGCCUGUUCUGGCUAAUAAAACCCUACAAGAAUUCUUCAAAGUUUUCCUCAUCCACAAAGGUUCUACCCAGUUGCAAUUACCAACAUCUUUCACCAAGUUCUUCAAUGAAAUUGCACCAUGCAAGGUCACUCUUGUAGAUCAGGAUGGAAAAUGUUUGGAUGUUAAAUUGGAGAAAAUUGAGGGUCGUUUGGUUUUUAAGAAUGGGUGGCAGCAAUUUACCCAGGAGAAAAAUUUAGAAGAGGGGGACUUUUUGGUUUUUCAGUAUGAUGGCAUGUCUACCUUUAAUGUUAAGAUAUUUUCGAAAACUGGGUGCAAGAAAGUGGCUGCACCUCCAAAUAGUGAAAAAAUUGUUCCCAUUGUGAAUUUGGAAGAAGAUUCUAAUCAGCAUAGUAAUAAAAACCAGAGCAAUGGUGCAUGUCCAUCCAAAGGAGCUCGAUAA